Molecule: messenger RNA, 6607 nt
Organism: Lepisosteus oculatus (spotted gar)
Lineage: Eukaryota; Metazoa; Chordata; Actinopteri; Semionotiformes; Lepisosteidae
Source: RefSeq, a predicted model, not a curated record
GGCGGCUGCUCCGUGCUCGCGCUGGGACAAUGCGGAAAUGCGCUGAGCUGGGAGAGCCAGCAGGUGUCUGUAGUCCGGGAAGGGUUUCGACAGGAGCGAGCUGCAAUGAGAUUACAGCUAAACGGCACGCAAACAUGACCGAGUCCAUGGACACGAGGGAGAAGUAAGGAGAGCAAUUGCGUGGCUACUUUUUUCUCCCUCCUUUUUUUUUUUACUUUUUCGUUUGCCUCCCUCUCUCGGUCGCUUUUUUUUUUAAACUGGUCAUUUAACACUUAGCUCACCUUCAGCUUGCGUCCAUACCUGCGCUGGGAGCGGCGUGCGGGGAGGAGCAAAGAGUGGAGGAGUGUUUAACACUUGUGUUUUCAGAAGACGAAGAAUUAAAAAAAAAACCAAGAAGCCUAGCCUGUUUUAAAGAAAAGGGAUUCAUCAGCACACACACACACAAAAGAUAAUAACUAGAAAAAGAAAAACAAUCUUUCGUUCUGGAGUUAUAAACCUGUGCCUACGCGAAAAUGGCGACCGCCGGACAGUCAUCUCUCUAACCGGGGCAAUACUUUAAAUGGGAAUAUAUGCGUUUUUUUUCCAUAAUAACAGCUGAGGAAUUGUGACCAGGCUACAUGGUCCUGUUUCUUUUGGUGAUCAGAAGCUAACCCAUCUCCGCGGAAAAAAUGUCAGUCAACGAACUCUAUACAAAGUACACCAGAGUGUGGAUUCCAGAUCCUGAAGAUGUCUGGAAGCCAGCUGAAAUCACCAAAGACUACAAGGAGGGGGACCGGGUCAUGCAUCUCAAACUCGAAGAUGAAACGACGCUGGAGUAUCCCAUCAACCCCAAGGACAACCAGCUGCCUUUCCUGCGAAACCCAGACAUCCUGGUGGGGGAGAACGACCUGACGGCCCUCAGCUACCUCCACGAGCCCGCCGUCCUGCACAACCUGAAGGUGCGCUUCCUGGAGUCCAACCAUAUCUACACCUACUGCGGGAUUGUUCUUGUUGCCAUAAACCCUUAUGAGCAGAUGCCCAUCUAUGGAGACGAUGUGAUCUACGCCUACAGCGGCCAGAACAUGGGUGACAUGGACCCCCACAUCUUCGCGGUGGCAGAAGAGGCUUACAAGCAGAUGGCUAGAGAUGAGAAGAACCAGUCCAUCAUUGUGAGUGGAGAGUCAGGGGCAGGGAAGACCGUGUCUGCCAAGUACGCCAUGCGAUACUUUGCCACUGUGGGCGGGUCAGCCAGCGACACCAAUGUGGAAGAGAAGGUGCUUGCCUCCAGCCCAAUCAUGGAGGCCAUUGGAAAUGCCAAAACCACCCGAAACGACAACAGCAGCCGUUUCGGAAAAUACAUUCAGAUCGGCUUCAACAAGCGAUAUUACAUCAUCGGAGCCAACAUGAGGACUUACCUACUGGAGAAGUCGAGAGUGGUCUUUCAGGCUGAAGAUGAGAGAAACUAUCACAUAUUUUAUCAGCUGUGCGCCUCUGCUAGCCUGCCCGAGUUUAAGGAUCUCUCAUUGACCUCGGCAGAGGACUUCUUCUACACCUCGCAGGGCGAGAACAUCUUCAUUGAUGGGGUGAACGACGCCAAGGACUUCGAGAAGACCAGGAAAGCCUUCACGCUGCUCGGUGUGAAGGAGAGUCACCAGAUGAACCUCUUUAAGAUUAUUGCCUCCAUCCUCCACCUGGGCAACGUGGACAUCCGGUCAGAGCGCGACGGUGACUCCUGCUACAUCCCUAAAGGCGACGAGCACCUGAACCACUACUGCGACCUGCUGGGCGUGGAGCACGACCAGAUGGAGCACUGGCUGUGCCACCGCAAGCUGGUGACCACGGCGGAGACCUACGUCAAGCCCAUGUCCAGGCAGCAUGCCCUCAACGCUCGCAACGCGCUCGCCAAGCACAUCUACGCCGAGCUCUUCAACUGGAUCGUGGAGCACAUCAACAAGGCACUGUACACCAGCACCAAGCAGCACUCCUUCAUCGGCGUGCUGGACAUUUACGGGUUCGAGACGUUUGAGGUCAACAGUUUCGAACAGUUCUGUAUCAACUACGCCAACGAGAAGCUGCAGCAGCAGUUCAACUCACAUGUCUUCAAACUGGAGCAGGAGGAGUACAUGAAGGAGCAGAUCCCCUGGACCCUGAUCGACUUCUAUGACAACCAACCUUGCAUCGACCUUAUUGAGGCCAAGCUGGGCAUCCUGGAUCUGCUGGACGAGGAGUGCAAGGUGCCCAAGGGGACAGACCAGAACUGGGCGCAGAAGCUGUAUGAUAGGCAUUCCAACUGUCAGCACUUUCAGAAGCCAAGGAUGUCUAACACCUCCUUCAUCAUAGUGCACUUUGCAGACAAGGUGGAGUACCAGUGUGACGGAUUCCUGGAGAAGAACCGGGACACUGUGUAUGAAGAGCAAAUCAACAUCCUCAAGGCCAGCAAGUUCCAGCUGGUGGCUGACCUCUUCCAAGAUGGAAAAGACACUCCCGUGCCCACCCCUUCCAGCAAGGGAUCCAAGAUCAACGUGAGGGCUGCCAAGCCGGCCCUCAAAGCCCCCAACCGCGAGCACAGGAAAACCGUGGGGCACCAGUUCCGCAACUCACUUCACCUGCUCAUGGAGACGCUCAACGCCACCACCCCUCACUAUGUGCGCUGCAUCAAGCCCAACGACGAGAAGAAGGCCUUCUCGUUUGACUCCAGCAGAGCAGUGCAGCAGCUGCGGGCCUGUGGGGUUCUGGAGACCAUUCGGAUCAGCGCCGCUGGGUAUCCAUCCAGGUGGACCUACCCAGACUUCUUCAACAGGUACCGGGUGCUGAUGAAGAAGAAGGACGCUACAAAUUCAGACAAAAAAGCUGUUUGCAGGAACCUGCUGGAGACCCUGAUUAAGGACCCCGACAAAUUCCAAUUUGGCAAAACCAAGAUCUUCUUCCGAGCUGGCCAGGUGGCCUACCUGGAGAAGCUGCGGGCGGACAAGUUCCGCUCGGCCUGCAUCAAGAUCCAGAAGACGGUGCGCGGCUGGCUGCAGAGGGUCAAGUACAGAAAGAUCCGGAAGUCCGCCAUCACCCUGCAGAGAUAUGGCCGAGGUUACCUGGCCCGCAGGCUGGCGGAGCAGCUGAGAAGGACGCGGGCCACCCUGGUGUUCCAGAAGCAGCGCAGGAUGGUGCGCGACCGGCGGGCCUACCUCGGAGUGCGGCAGGCCGUCAUAACCAUUCAGGCCUUCGCGAGAGGCAUGUUCACCAGACGGAUUUAUCAGGAGUUCCUGCUGCACCACAAGGCGGUGAUCAUUCAGAAGACUGUAAGAGGCUGGCUGGAGAGGAAGAAGUUUCAGCGCGCCCGGAAUGCUGCCAUCACCAUCCAGUGCGCGUACAGGCGCCUGCAGGCCAAGAGGCAGCUGAAGCAGCUCAAGAUCGAGGCGCGCUCAGCGGAGCACCUCAAAAAGCUCAACAUCGGCAUGGAGAACAAGAUCGUGCAGCUGCAGCGCAAAAUGGACGAGCAGAGCAAGGAACACAAGGCCCAGACCGAACAGCUGGCGGCAGCCAACUCCACCUUCGCCACAGAGGUGGGGAAGCUGCAGAAGGAGCUGGAGCUCUUCCGCAGCCGGCAGGGAGACAGCAACCAGCUCAGCUCCCUGCAAGAAGAGGUGGAGAGGCUGCGAGCGGAGCUGGAGAGAGCCCAAGCCCAGCACACACAGCUGGAGGAGGAGCACUCCACGGAGAAGGCCAGCCUCCUGCAGAGAGUGGAGGAUCUGGAGAAGGAGAAUACCCUGCUGAAGGAGGAGAAGGAAGAGAUGAACCAGAAGAUUCUGCGCCAGUCCAAGAACAAUGCAGACCAGGUCACCAGCGUCUCUCAGAAGGAGACCCACCUGCAGUCCGAGCUGGAGGAGGAGCGCCGGCGCUACCAGAACCUGGUGAAGGAGUACUCCCGGCUGGAGCAGAGAUACGAGAACUUGCAGGACGAGGUCUCUCUGGCCAAGUUCCAUCCCGGACACAGGAGGAACCCGUCCAAUCAGAGCAGUCUGGAGUCAGACUCCAACUACCCCUCCAUCUCCACCUCCGAGGUGGGCGACACAGACGACGCCAUCCAGCAGGUGGAGGACAUGGGCCUGGAGAAGGCGGCCAUGGACAUGAGUCUCUUCAUGAAGCUGCAGAAACGCGUGAGGGAGCUGGAGCAGGAGAGACGCCGGCUCCAGGCUGACAUGGAGAAGAUGGAGGAGCUCGUCAAGCGCAAGGGGAACGAGCACAAGAGCACAGCGGAUCAAGAUGAGGACCGCAACGCCGACUCAGCCUACAACAGUCUCAAGAGACAAGAGCUGGAGUCUGAAAACAAGAAGCUGAAGAAUGACCUGAACGAGCUGAGGAAGGCCAUCGCCGAGAGGGCCACGCAGAACAACUCCUCCAAUGAGCUGCAGGAGAGCUACAAUCUGCUGCUCAACCAGCUCAAGGCGGCCAAUGAGGAGCUGGAGGUGCGAAAGGAGGAGGUACUAAUCCUGAGGACGCAGAUCGUGAGCUCCGCCCAACAAAAGGAACCAGACAAACGCAUUGAACCCAGCACUAUGCCUGAGUGGAAUAACAGCAACAAGAACAUGAACAGGGACGAGGCCAUUCAGGCCUACCAUGGGAUGUGCGAGUCCAAAAACAAGGCCCAGGACUGGGGCUACUUGAACGAAGAUGGGGAGCUGGGCCUGGCCUACCAGGGUUUAAAGCAAGUCGCCAGGCUGCUGGAAGGCCAGCUCCAGACACAGAGCCGGCAGCACGAGGACGAGCUGGUGGCCCUGCGCACCCAGAUCGAGGUCCUGAAGGACGACAUCGAGAGGAAGCAGGAGCUGCUCAGCCAGACCCUCUCUCUCUCGCCCGAAGCGCAAGUGGAGUUCAGCAUCCAGCAGGAGAUCACCCGGCUCACCAACGAGAACCUGGACCUGAAGGAGCUGCUGGAAAAACUGGAGAAGAACGAGAAGAAACUGAAGAAACAGCUGAGGAUCUACAUGAAGAAGGUCCAGGAGCUGGAAGUAUCCCAGACUUCGGAGAAGACGGAGAGGCCGCGCCAUGAGCUCACCCGGCAGGUGACAGUGCAGAGGAAAGACAAGGAUUUCGAGGGCAUGCUGGAGUACUGCAAGGAGGACGAGGCCCUGCUGGUGAAAAUCCUCAUCACAGACAUGAAACCGCAGAUGGUGUCGGCCACCGUGCCCUGUCUGCCUGCCUACAUCCUCUUCAUGUGCAUUCGACACGCCGACUACAUGAACGACGACCAGAAAGUGCACUCCCUGCUCACCUCCACCAUCAACGCCAUCAAAAAAGUGUUAAAGAAGCACAAUGACGACUUCGAGACGACCUCCUUCUGGCUAGCGAACACGAGCCGUCUGCUGCACUGCCUGAAGCAGUACAGUGGGGAUGAGGCCUUCAUGACACAGAACUCGUCCAAGCAGAAUGAACACUGCCUGAAGAACUUCGACCUGGCGGAGUACAGGCAGGUCCUCAGCGACCUCUCCAUUCAGAUCUACCAGCAGCUCAUCAAGGUGGCAGAGGGCAUGAUGCACCCCAUGAUAGUGUCGGCGAUGCUGGAGAGCGAGAGCAUCCCCAGCCUGGCCGGCGUGAAGCCGAUGGGCUAUCGCCACCGCUCGUCCAGCAUGGACGGGGACAGCUACUCCCUGGAGGGGCUGAUCCGCCAGCUGGGCAUCAUCCAGGGCACCAUGUGUGACCACGGCCUGGACCCCGAGAUCAUCCGGCAGGUCUUCAAGCAGCUCUUCUACAUGAUCAACGCCGUCACGCUCAACAACCUGCUGCUCAGGAAGGACGUGUGCUCCUGGAGCACAGGCAUGCAGCUCAGUGCUCACCGCGCAGCACCACACUACAAAUUUCUCAUUGUCUCUCUUGACCCCUCCCUGCAGGUUGUGAAGAUUCUCAACCUAUAUACUCCUUUGAAUGAGUUUGAAGAACGAGUCACAGUAUCCUUCAUUCGGGACAUUCAGGGCCUGCUCCGUGACCGCAACGAUCCUCCUCAUCUUCUGGUGGACACCAAACACACCUUCCCAGUUCUAUUCCCCUAUACCCCUUCCGCCCUCAGCCUGGAGACCCUACAUAUCCCCGCCAACCUUGGCCUGGAUUUCCUCACCCGGGUCUGAGAACUCAGGGGUGUCGUCCUGACUGGCCAGGCGGAGCAGGAGACCCUGUCUGGGAUGAGGCUUUGGGGCUCUCUCCCGGAAGUGCAGUGUCAAGCUCUCCAUCAACCUCCUGGGUCCAACACAUCCUGACAGAGGUUCCCAGCUGCAGGCACUGCACCUCUCCCCCUUCAGCCUUGCCCCGCUGUCAUGUGUAGUUGGCAAAGAGACAGAAAAACUGCACAGCUGUAAGAGAAAAAGUGCUCCCCAGUCACGCGUUUGCAGUGAUAUCACAGAAACACCAAAAAAAUAUUCAUUUCAUUCCUUGUCUCUUAAUACCUAAAACUUCAAAAACAAAAUGACUUGAAUGGUUUUGAAACAACAUGACUUUCCUGCAUUUACACAUAAUGGCAGUAGUAUCCUAUCGCUGCAGGCAUUUGUGUUGGCAGUUGAGGUGGAGCACUUUAGUUCAUUUCUUGUCAGGUAGUUCUCACUGAUUGCAUAUCAUUUAUCUGCCACUAACAAAAAUGGUUUGA